Messenger RNA from Cyphellophora attinorum, 1851 nucleotides. Its product is annotated as RNA-binding protein rsd1. Lineage: Eukaryota; Fungi; Ascomycota; Eurotiomycetes; Chaetothyriales; Cyphellophoraceae. The transcript has 6 exons. The coding region runs from base 1 to 1851 and encodes 616 amino acids. Gene Ontology annotation, biological process: mRNA processing. Gene Ontology annotation, cellular component: nucleus. The record is from RefSeq and is a predicted model, not a curated record. Gene Ontology annotation, molecular function: RNA binding.
AUGGCUUCACUAAUUCUUGGAGCUGGAAUCCUGGUUCACGAUAAGAUCAAGAGCAGCAAGGCCAAAAAGCAGGAGAAGAAGCGCAAAGCAUACGAGGCACGUUACAACGAACUUGAACAAGAGCACAAGUCACAAGAGGCGACAUUUCUGGAACGUAAGAUGACCGGUGACAGCAGUUCUCGUGCCAAAGAUGCAGCAACUGCCGAGAAGCAAUCAGAGCUCAAACGCCACAGCUCAGACAGCCAGAGAAGCAUCCGCAGCCAUCACGACGAGGAUAGUCCGGCGCGCUGGGUUGAGGAAGCGCAACGUGAGCGACAGCGGGACAGACAACGCACAGGGACGCCGACACAGACCGUCAUCAAUCAGAACGCUCCGAGCGACGUGAUAGAGAUCAUGACCGCGAUGGUUCCCGUGAUCGUGACCGCAAGCGACGUGAUCGAAGUCGUGAUCGCCGUCGAGACGAAGAAGACCCACGGAGCCCGCGAAGCGAGCGUGGCUCCGCUAAUGGAAGUCACAGAAGUCGACAUCGCAGCCGGAGCCGUGACGGAGACCGACGUCGAUCACAUCGCGAUGAUGACCACCAUCGGCGGCGCUCUAGAUCCCCUAGAGAUGACAGAUACUACCGCCCCGGCUCCCGCCGUGACGAUGACCGUAGAGACCGAGACCGCUACGAACGCCACACCAGAACCGCAGCUCAAUGAAGAUGAGCGAGAUCGCCGUACUGUCUUCGUUCAACAGCUCGCAGCUCGUCUACGCACCAAAGAGCUAAUUGCCUUCUUCGAAAAGGUCGGGGCUGUGAAGGAGGCUCAGAUCGUCAAAGAUCGAGUCAGUGGACGUUCGAAAGGUGUCGGCUACGUUGAGUUCCGUAGCGAAGACUCCGUCCCUCUCGCAAUCGCGAUGACUGGUCAAAAACUUCUAGGCAUACCCAUCAUUGCCCAGCUUACCGAAGCAGAAAAGAACCGACAGGCUCGCAACCCAGAAACUACUACCACGACCCAUAGUUCGGUGCCCUUUCACCGUCUCUACGUUGGCAAUAUCCACUUCAGCAUCACUGAACAAGAUCUACAGAACGUCUUUGAGCCAUUUGGCGAACUCGAGUUCGUGCAGCUGCAGAAGGAAGAGGGCGGCAGAAGCAGAGGAUACGGUUUCGUACAAUUUCGUGAUCCCAACCAAGCACGUGAGGCCCUUGAGAAAAUGAACGGAUUUGACCUCGCAGGACGUCCAAUAAGAGUUGGACUAGGAAACGACAAGUUCACUCCCGAAUCUACGGCAAACCUUCUCCAACGCUUUCAAGGACAGAAUCAGCCCACCAACUUCCAAGGUUCGGCAUUUUCUGGCUCUGGCGGUCGCGGUGCACAUGCUGGAGGCAGUGGUGGCAAUUUCGAUCGCGCCGAUGUCGCCGGUGUCAACUUCUCCAACUACAGUCGUGAUGCACUGAUGCGAAAACUUGCUAGAACCGAAGAUUCCAGCGCCGAUGAGCCACGCCAAAAAGCUCCCACUGCAGCGCCACGCAAAGAGACCAAGCCACUGCCAGUCACCGUAGCUGCCGCCAGCCGAUGCGUCCUACUGCGCAACAUGUUCAACCCAGCCGAAGAAGAAGGAGAUUCGUGGGUUAAGGAGCUCGAAGACGACGUCAAGGCUGAAUGCGAGGAGAAGUAUGGCAAGGUUGUGCACAUCUCACUUGACCCAAACACGCAGGGCGAUAUAUACCUCAAGUUCGAGAGGGUUUCUGGUGGCGAGAAGGCAAUUCAAGGUCUCAAUGGACGCUUCUUUGGCGGUAGGCAGAUCUCUGCUCAGCCAGUAGUUGACGCGGUUUACAGCAGUCUAUUCGCCCGCACCAAAGCCCUAUGA